Molecule: messenger RNA, 7680 nt
Organism: Pipistrellus nathusii (Nathusius's pipistrelle)
Lineage: Eukaryota; Metazoa; Chordata; Mammalia; Chiroptera; Vespertilionidae
Source: the annotation of a GenBank genome assembly
AUGACAGCCACGACUCGUGGCUCUCCAGUAGGAGGGAAUGACAACCAGGGCCAGGCUCCCGAUGGCCAGGCUCAGCCCCCCCUCCAGCAGAAUCAGACGUCAUCGCCUGAUUCUUCCAACGAAAACUCCCCGGCGACUCCCCCAGAUGAGCAAGGUCAGGGCGAUGCUCCCCCCCAGCUGGAAGAGGAGGAGCCUGCGUUUCCGCACACCGACCUGGCCAAGCUGGAUGACAUGAUCAAUAGGCCUCGGUGGGUGGUUCCAGUCUUGCCGAAAGGGGAACUAGAAGUGCUUUUAGAAGCUGCUAUUGAUCUCAGUAAAAAAGGCCUUGAUGUUAAAAGUGAAGCAUGUCAGCGAUUCUUUCGAGAUGGACUCACAAUAUCCUUCACUAAAAUCCUUACAGACGAGGCAGUGAGUGGCUGGAAGUUUGAGAUUCACAGGUGUAUUAUCAAUAACACUCAUCGCCUGGUGGAACUAUGUGUGGCCAAGCUGUCCCAAGACUGGUUUCCACUUCUAGAACUUCUCUCCAUGGCCUUAAAUCCUCAUUGCAAAUUCCACAUCUACAAUGGUACCCGCCCGUGUGAAUCCGUCUCCUCAAGUGUUCAGUUGCCUGACGACGAACUCUUUGCCCGUUCUCCAGACCCUCGCUCACCAAAAGGUUGGCUAGUGGAUCUCCUCAACAAAUUCGGCACUUUAAAUGGGUUCCAGAUUUUGCAUGAUCGUUUUAUUAGUGGAUCAGCAUUAAAUGUUCAAAUAAUUGCAGCUCUUAUUAAACCGUUUGGACAAAGCUACGAAUUUCUCACUCUCCACACGGUGAAAAAGUACUUCCUUCCCAUCAUAGAAAUGGUUCCACAGUUUUUAGAAAACUUAACUGAUGAAGAGCUGAAAAAAGAAGCAAAGAAUGAAGCCAAAAAUGAUGCCCUUUCAAUGAUUAUUAAAUCUUUGAAGAAUUUAGCGUCAAGGGUUCCAGGACAAGAAGAAACUGUAAAAAAUUUAGAAAUAUUUAGGUUAAAAAUGAUACUUAGAUUAUUGCAAAUUUCUUCUUUCAAUGGCAAGAUGAAUGCACUGAACGAGGUGAAUAAGGUGAUUUCCAGCGUGUCGUACUACACUCACCGCCAUGGCAGCCCGGAGGAGGAAGAGUGGCUCACCGCUGAGCGGAUGGCAGAAUGGAUACAGCAGAACAACAUCUUAUCCAUCGUCCUGCGAGACAGCCUGCACCAGCCACAGUACGUGGAGAAGCUGGAGAAGAUUCUUCGUUUCGUCAUCAAAGAAAAGGCUCUGACCUUGCAAGACCUUGAUAAUAUCUGGGCAGCACAGGCAGGGAAGCACGAGGCCAUUGUGAAGAAUGUACAUGAUCUACUGGCAAAGUUGGCCUGGGAUUUUUCUCCUGAACAACUUGAUCAUCUCUUCGAUUGCUUUAAGGCAAGUUGGACAAAUGCAAGUAAAAAGCAGCGGGAGAAGCUCCUUGAGCUGAUCCGCCGCCUGGCAGAGGAUGACAAGGACGGGGUGAUGGCGCACAAGGUGCUGAACCUCCUGUGGAACCUGGCGCACAGCGAUGACGUGCCCGUGGACAUCAUGGACCUGGCCCUCAGCGCCCACAUCAAAAUACUCGAUUACAGCUGCUCCCAGGACCGUGACACACAGAAGAUCCAGUGGAUAGAUCGCUUUAUAGAAGAACUUCGUACAAAUGACAAAUGGGUGAUCCCCGCACUGAAACAAAUUAGAGAAAUUUGUAGUUUGUUUGGGGAGGCACCUCAGAAUUUGAGUUCUUCUCGUUUCAGUCAAACUCAGCGAAGUCCCCAUGUAUUUUAUCGCCAUGAUUUAAUCAAUCAACUUCAGCACAAUCAUGCCCUAGUUACUUUGGUAGCAGAAAACCUUGCAACUUACAUGGAGAGCAUGAGAAUGUAUGCCAGAGACCAUGAGGACUAUGACCCGCAGACUGUGAGGCUGGGUAGUAGAUACAGUCACGUCCAAGAAGUCCAGGAACGGCUGAACUUCCUGAGGUUUUUGCUGAAGGACGGCCAGCUGUGGCUAUGCGCCCCGCAGGCCAAACAGAUCUGGAAGUGCCUGGCGGAGAACGCCGUGUACCUGUGCGACCGCGAGGCCUGCUUCAAAUGGUACUCCAAGCUGAUGGGGGAUGAGCCCGACCUGGACCCCGAUAUUAACAAGGACUUCUUCGAAAGCAACGUGCUGCAGCUCGACCCUUCCCUCUUAACGGAAAACGGGAUGAAGUGUUUUGAGCGGUUCUUCAAAGCUGUGAAUUGUCGAGAAGGAAAACUGGUGGCGAAGCGGAGAGCCUACAUGAUGGAUGACUUGGAGCUGAUCGGGUUAGACUACCUGUGGAGGGUCGUGAUUCAGAGCAAUGACGAUAUUGCCAGCAGAGCUAUAGAUCUCCUUAAAGAGAUAUACACAAACCUGGGGCCGAGGCUACAGGUGAAUCAGGUGGUGAUCCAUGAAGACUUUAUUCAGUCUUGCUUUGAUCGUUUGAAAGCCUCCUAUGACACGCUGUGUGUAUUGGAUGGUGACAAAGACAGUAUUAAUUGUGCGAGGCAGGAAGCUGUUCGGAUGGUUCGCGUGUUAACCGUGUUGAGGGAGUACAUAAAUGAAUGCGACAGCGAUUACCACGAGGAAAGGACCAUCCUGCCGAUGUCAAGAGCUUUCCGUGGCAAACACCUCUCCUUCAUAGUCCGCUUCCCGAACCAGGGCAGGCAGGUGGACGACCUGGAUGUGUGGUCCCAUACCAACGACACGAUCGGCUCCGUGCGGCGGUGCAUUCUCAAUCGCAUCAAAGCCAACGUGGCCCACACCAAGAUCGAGCUCUUUGUGGGCGGGGAGCUGAUAGAUCCUGCUGAUGACAGGAAAUUGAUUGGACAAUUAAACUUAAAAGAUAAAUCCCUAAUUACAGCCAAGCUUACACAAAUAAGUUCCAAUAUGCCUUCAAGCCCUGAUAGCUCUUCUGAUUCCUCAACUGGAUCUCCUGGAAACCAUGGCAACCAUUACAGCGAUGGUCCCAAUCCGGAGGUGGAAAGCUGUUUGCCCGGGGUGAUAAUGUCCCUGCAUCCCAGAUACAUCUCUUUCCUUUGGCAAGUGGCAGACUUAGGGAGCAGCCUAAAUAUGCCAUCUCUCCGAGACGGUGCCAGGGUGCUUAUGAAACUGAUGCCACCAGACAGCACAACGAUAGAGAAGCUGAGGGCGAUCUGCCUGGACCACGCCAAGCUUGGCGAGAGCAGCCUUAGCCCGUCUCUCGACUCGCUCUUCUUUGGGCCUUCCGCUUCCCAAGUGCUGUACCUGACCGAGGUGGUCUAUGCCUUGCUCAUGCCUGCGGGGGCGCCUCUGGCUGAAGACUCCUCUGAUUUCCAGUUUCACUUCUUAAAAAGUGGCGGCCUGCCCCUGGUCCUGAGCAUGCUGACCCGGAAUAACUUCCUGCCCAGCGCAGACAUGGAGACGCGAAGGGGUGCCUACCUCAACGCCCUGAAAAUAGCCAAGCUCCUGCUGACGGCCAUCGGCUACGGCCAUGUGCGCGCCGUGGCGGAGGCGUUCCAGCCGGGCGUGGAAGGCGUGAACCCUCUCACAUCGGUCAAUCAGGUCACGCACGACCAGGCGGUGGUGCUGCAGAGCGCGCUGCAGAGCAUCCCGAACCCGUCGUCCGAGUGCAUGCUGCGGAACGUGUCCAUCCGCCUGGCCCAGCAGAUCUCCGACGAGGCUUCGAGGUACAUGCCCGACAUCUGCGUGAUCAGAGCCAUUCAGAAAAUCAUCUGGGCCUCCGGGUGUGGCGCUCUGCAGCUGGUGUUCAGCCCGAAUGAAGAAAUCACGAAAAUUUAUGAGAAGUCCAAUGUGGGCAACGAGCUGGACCUGGAAGACGAGCAGGUUUGCUGCGAAGCGUUGGAAGUGAUGACGCUGUGUUUUGCCUUGAUUCCCACGGCCUUGGAUGCUCUGAGCAAAGAGAAGGCGUGGCAGACAUUCAUUAUCGACUUGCUACUGCACUGUCACAGCAAGACCGUCCGCCAGGUGGCGCAGGAACAGUUCUUCCUGAUGUGCACCAGAUGCUGCAUGGGCCACCGGCCGCUGCUCUUCUUCAUCACGCUGCUCUUCACCGUCCUGGGGAGCACAGCCAGGGAGAGAGCCAAACACUCGGGUGACUACUUCACUCUCCUGAGGCACCUUUUGAAUUACGCUUACAACAGCAACAUUAAUAUACCCAAUGCCGAGGUUCUUCUCAACAAUGAAAUUGAUUGGCUGAAAAGAAUUAGGGAUGAGGUGAAGAGAACAGGUGACACAGGUGUUGAGGAGACAAUCUUGGAAGGACACCUGGGGGUAACAAAGGAGUUGCUGGCCUUUCAAACCCCCGAGAAGAAGUAUCACAUCGGUUGUGAGAAGGGGGGUGCCAGCCUCAUUAAAGAGCUAAUUGACGACUUCAUCUUCCCUGCAUCCAACGUGUACCUGCAGUACAUGAGGAACGGGGAGUUGCCCGCCGAGCAGGCCAUCCCCGUCUGCAGCUCCCCGGCCACCAUCAAUGCUGGCUUUGAGCUACUGGUGGCACUGGCUGUGGGCUGCGUGAGGAAUCUCAAGCAGAUAGUAGAGUCUUUGACUGAAAUGUAUUACAUUGGCACAGCAAUAACUACCUGUGAGGCACUUACGGAGUGGGAGUACCUGCCCCCUGUUGGGCCCCGCCCUCCCAAAGGAUUUGUGGGGCUGAAGAACGCCGGCGCUACCUGCUACAUGAACUCCGUGAUCCAGCAGCUCUACAUGAUCCCCUCCAUCCGGAACGGUAUUCUGGCCAUUGAAGGCACAGGUAGUGAUGUAGAUGAUGAUAUGUCUGGGGAUGAGAAGCAAGACAACGAGAGCAAUGUGGAUCCCAGAGAUGAUGUAUUCGGAUAUCCUCAGCAGUUUGAGGACAAACCAGCACUGAGUAAAACGGAGGAUAGGAAGGAGUACAACAUCGGUGUGCUCCGGCACCUGCAGGUUAUCUUUGGCCACUUGGCUGCUUCCCGGCUGCAGUACUACGUGCCCCGAGGAUUCUGGAAGCAGUUCCGGCUUUGGGGUGAGCCUGUUAACCUGCGUGAGCAACAUGACGCUUUAGAAUUUUUUAAUUCUCUGGUGGAUAGUUUAGAUGAAGCUUUGAAAGCCUUAGGACAUCCCGCUAUGCUAAGUAAAGUUUUAGGAGGUUCCUUUGCUGAUCAGAAGAUUUGCCAAGGCUGCCCACAUAGAUACGAGUGUGAAGAAUCUUUUACGACUUUGAAUGUAGACAUUCGAAAUCACCAAAAUCUUCUUGAUUCUUUGGAACAAUAUGUCAAAGGAGAUUUAUUAGAAGGUGCAAAUGCAUAUCAUUGUGAGAAAUGCAAUAAGAAGGUUGAUACUGUAAAACGCCUGCUAAUUAAAAAAUUACCUCCUGUUCUUGCUAUUCAACUGAAACGAUUUGACUAUGACUGGGAAAGAGAGUGUGCGAUCAAAUUCAAUGAUUACUUUGAGUUUCCGCGAGAGCUGGACAUGGAGCCUUACACGGUGGCAGGCGUCGCCAAGCUGGAGGGGGAUAGCGUGACCCCCGAGAGCCAGCUGAUCCAGCAGAACGAGCAGUCCGAGAGCGAGGCAGCGGGCAGCACCAAGUACAGGCUGGUGGGCGUGCUGGUGCACAGUGGGCAGGCGAGUGGCGGCCACUAUUACUCCUACAUCAUCCAGAGGAACGGCGUGGACGGUGAGAGGAACCGCUGGUAUAAGUUCGACGACGGCGACGUGACCGAGUGUAAAAUGGAUGACGACGAAGAAAUGAAAAACCAGUGCUUCGGGGGAGAGUACAUGGGAGAAGUGUUCGAUCACAUGAUGAAGCGCAUGUCAUACAGGCGCCAGAAGAGGUGGUGGAAUGCCUACAUCCUCUUCUAUGAGCGACUGGACACCAUAGACCAAGGUGAUGAGUUGGUGAGAUACAUAUCCGAGCUGGCCGUCACCAGCAGGCCCCGUCAGAUCGUCAUGCCCUCGGCCAUCGAGAGAAGCGUGCGCAAGCAGAACGUGCAGUUCAUGCAUAACCGGAUGCAGUACAGCUUGGAGUAUUUCCAGUUCAUGAAAAAAUUGCUUACGUGUAAUGGUGUUUACUUAAACCCUCCUCCCGGGCAAGAUCACCUGUUGCCUGAAGCAGAAGAAAUCACCAUGAUUAGUAUUCAACUUGCUGCUAGGUUCCUCUUCACCACGGGGUUUCAUACCAAGAAAGUAGUCCGUGGCUCGGCCAGUGAUUGGUAUGAUGCACUGUGUAUUCUCCUUCGUCACAGCAAGAAUGUGCGCUUUUGGUUUGCUCACAACGUCCUUUUCAAUGUUUCCAAUCGCUUCUCUGAAUACCUCUUGGAGUGCCCCAGUGCGGAAGUGAGGGGCGCGUUUGCAAAGCUGAUCGUUUUCAUCGCACACUUCUCCUUGCAAGAUGGCCCGUGCCCUUCGCCUUUUGCGUCUCCCGGACCUUCUAGUCAGGCUUAUGACAACCUGAGCCUCAGCGAUCACCUGCUGAGAGCGGUGCUGAACCUCCUGAGGAGGGAGGUCUCGGAGCACGGGCGCCAUCUGCAGCAGUAUUUCAACCUGUUCGUGAUGUAUGCCAAUUUAGGUGUGGCCGAGAAGACACAGCUUCUGAAACUGAGUGUGCCUGCCACCUUUAUGCUUGUGUCUCUGGACGAAGGCCCAGGGCCUCCCAUCAAAUACCAGUAUGCUGAGCUGGGCAAGCUGUACUCAGUAGUGUCACAGUUGAUCCGCUGUUGCAAUGUCUCGUCCAGAAUGCAGUCCUCAAUCAAUGGUAAUCCUCCUCUUCCCAACCCUUUUGGUGAUCCCAAUUUAUCACAGCCUAUAAUGCCAAUUCAGCAGAAUGUGGCAGACAUUUUAUUUGUGAGGACAAGCUAUGUGAAGAAAAUCAUUGAGGAUUGCAGUAACUCGGAGGAAACCGUCAAACUGCUUCGUUUUUGCUGCUGGGAGAAUCCUCAGUUCUCAUCUACUGUCCUCAGUGAACUUCUGUGGCAGGUUGCGUACUCCUACACUUACGAGCUGCGGCCCUAUUUGGACCUGCUUCUGCAGAUCUUGCUGAUUGAGGACUCCUGGCAGACACACAGAAUUCAUAAUGCACUUAAAGGAAUCCCAGAUGACCGAGAUGGGCUGUUUGACACAAUCCAGCGCUCUAAGAACCACUAUCAGAAGAGGGCCUACCAGUGCAUAAAGUGCAUGGUGGCUCUCUUCGGCAAUUGUCCUGUUGCUUACCAGAUUUUGCAGGGCAAUGGCGAUCUGAAAAGGAAGUGGACCUGGGCAGUGGAGUGGCUCGGAGAUGAGCUCGAAAGACGACCGUACACUGGCAACCCUCAGUACACGUAUAACAACUGGUCCCCUCCGGUGCAAAGCAAUGAGACCUCAAAUGGUUAUUUCUUGGAGAGAUCGCAUAGUGCUAGGAUGACCCUUGCAAAAGCUUGUGAACUCUGUCCAGAGGAGGAGCCAGAUGACCAAGACGCGCCAGAUGAGCAUGAGUCGCCUCCCCCUGAAGAUGCCCCGCUAUACCCCCACUCCCCGGGAUCUCAGUAUCAACAGAACAACCACGUGCACGGACAGCCGUACACCGGCCCCGCGGCGCAUCACAUGAACAACCCGCAGCGAGCUGGCCAGCGAGCACAAGAAAACUACGAGGGCAGCGAAGACGUGUCCCCGCCGCAGACGAAGGAUCAGUGA